Cuscuta europaea is the source of this 807-nucleotide messenger RNA. NCBI's taxonomy places the organism in Eukaryota, Viridiplantae, Streptophyta, Magnoliopsida, Solanales, Convolvulaceae. The record is from the annotation of a GenBank genome assembly.
UUGCUAUAGGAAAUUUGACAAUCCAUUCAAUAGAGCUGUUAAUUAAGAGGCAAUAGGAAAAUGUAAUCUAUUUCAUUAGGACAAAGUAAAAACAAAACAAAAAAGAACAAAAAAGCUAAAAUUAAUGGUAUAUGGUUUGUUGAUCUCUGCCACCAUUAAUUUAUACAUAUGGAUAGGUCAUAUCCCGGACAUCACACGGCAUAAAUGCCAGCAUCAUGAGAACGGCGAGAAUGCAGAUCGGAACGAGGAGGAGCAUCAGCGGCGGCGGCGGCAGCGGCGGCAGGAUCAACGGCAGAAGCAGCAGCGACGCCGUGAGGCAGAGGAGCAGAAGGAAAGAUUCUACGCUGAAACCGCUGAGCUGGGUGAAGAACACCUUUUUCCCAUUACUUCCCUUAGUAGAGACGACAGCUUUCUUUGCGGCGGCCGUCAUAUCCCCAAACUUGAAACUGUUCUUCCGGUAAUAAUGGCGGUUUUCGAGGUAAUUAAUGUAAUUCCGGGAAGCUACUGCGGCGGCGGCGGCUUGCUCCUGGGUUGCUCUAAUCAUUCUUUAAUUGAUCAGUCCGAUCGAUCACAAUCGCCCGGAAAAUAUCAGAUUCUUGAGAUAGAAUAGAUCUUGGAUUUGAGGAAAGUUAUAAAUGAAGAAGAUUAGAUGGAGUAGAGGGGAUGUAUAUGCUUGAGUUUUCAAAUUGGUGCAAGCAAAGGUCGCUUUGUUUGAAAGUGGACACUACUUUUUUGGGAGAGGAAAAUUGGGGUAGGUAGGUAAGGUACCUUUACACAAAGGGUGCCUUUUCUAAAAAUGAAUUUGGG